Molecule: messenger RNA, 990 nt
Organism: Juglans regia (Persian walnut)
Lineage: Eukaryota; Viridiplantae; Streptophyta; Magnoliopsida; Fagales; Juglandaceae
Exons: 2
Coding region: 1-990 (329 amino acids)
Molecular function (GO): RNA-DNA hybrid ribonuclease activity; nucleic acid binding
Source: RefSeq, a predicted model, not a curated record
AUGAGUGGAGAGUUAUCUUCCAAGUCGGCUUGGGAAUGUAUUCGAGUAAGAGUUUCGAUACUUACUUGGUCAGGUUGGAUCUGGAAUGCGGCUUUACCGAAGAAGUAUUCAGUUACCAUGUGGAAAGCAAUCAAGUUUUGUCUUAGUGUGGAUGCUCGGAUGCGAUCUCUGGGAAUCCCUUUGGUUUCCAAAUGUGAAUGUUGUGUAAGAGGAAGUCUUGAGGACCAGGAUCACAUCCUUGCCACUAGGAUGAUGGCAACAGAAAUAUGGCGUCGUGCAUCUUUACAUAUGGGAAUUUCUUUUGCUCCGAAUAGACCUUGGAAGGAAAAAAUGGAAUUGUGGUUUCGUCAUGCUAAUCAUGUCUCACAAAGAAGUAAUUUAUUUGGUCUUGUUCCUGUCAUUUUAACUUGGUCUCUUUGGGUUUGGAGAUGUCAAGCACGCAUGGAAGGUAAAGUGAAGUCGGUGGAAUCUCUUUGGCUUGCGAGUAAAUCGGCCAUUGCUUGGGUGGGUCUUUGGCUAAAAGCAGGCUCCAAAACAAAAGCGAUGUCAUCUUGUGAAGUGGAAAAGCCGAGCAAGGGGUGGCUUAAAUUACAUGUAGAUGUUAGUUGUUUGGGAAACUCGGGCCUUAUGGGGGCAGUUGGAGUUAUAAGGGAUGAUGGAGGGAGGAUGAAUUUAGCUUUUAUGGAAUUUUUAGAUCAUGGGACAAACAACGUGGUGGAACUCAUGGCUCUUCUUCAUGGUUUGCGGCAAUGUCGUAACUUGGGAAUACAAAAGGUUGAAGUGGAAUUAGAUUCUCUCUUAAUUGUAAAUUGGUUGGAGAAAAUGAGGUGUGGAAUAUGGUACCUUGAAGAUUAUUGGGAGGAAAUUCUUGGACUUCUAUCCUCUAUGCAGUUUGUGUUUCGGCAUAUAUAUAGGGAAGGUAAUGCAGGAGCGGAUUUCUUGGCACGUAUGGCUUCUGGGAGGCUUUCUGGGUUCCUUCCCCCAUGGUGA